CAAUCAUCAGAUAUAAAAAGAAGGAGUGGCAAGUAUCUUCCACACACAUAAAAACUUUUCUCAACACAAGAACUCAUUCAGCUUUUAAAACACACCUGAGCAAUGGCAGAGGAACUUUUCAAAGUGAGGUCAGACUUUGCGGCUAACAUGAGCAGGGCAGUAAUGGAAAAUAUUCUGGACGAUCUUUUGACCAACAAAGUCCUGAGCGACGGGGAACAUGAAGCCCUUCUUGAGGGGAACCCAACCAGAAGAAACAUGGCUCGUAAUCUGAUUGACAUGGUGAGGGGCAAAAGUGAUGAUGCAAGCUGGAAGAUGAUGGAUUACCUUAAAAAACAUGACCCGGAGUUUUUUAAGAAAUUGGGCCUCCCCACUCAGUCAUUUAAAGGGGCAGCUGGGGUGCAAAAUUCCAGGACUUGGAAAAAGAACGAUGAAAAGAUUUACCCCGUGACUCCAGAGUCCAUGAAGAGUCGCGUGGCUCUGCUUAUCACCAAUAUAACAUUUAGGGGUGACCUGACAAACCUUAAAGGGGGUGUGAGAGACGAGCAGAACAUGGAGAGGCUGUUGCAGACUUUUGGUUAUGAAGUCGUCAAAUACAGAGACUGCACAGCAAAGCAAAUAGAUAAGGCCGUGCGGGACUUCUCCAAGCAUCCCAAACUCAAAGACACUGACAGCGUGUUUGUGGUGAUGAUGUCUCAUGGGAAACGGGGACAUGUUGGCGGUGUCAACUGGAGCUACAGGCAAUUAGUGAAGGGGGCCACCGAGGAAGAAGAUGUCUUCCUCAUUGAUAACAUUUUCAAGCACCUGGCCUCCGACAAGGGCAAAGCACUGGAGAAUAAACCCAAGAUCGUCAUCAUCCAAGCCUGCAGAGGAGGUGAGAACGGGACGGUGUUCAUCAGGGAUGGUGCGCAGAAAGAUCUGGUGUGUGACAACGCCUCAGCGAGUGACGACAACGGGCUGCGAUACAUGCACAAAGAGAAAGACUUCAUCGCCUUUCUCUCCUGCACCCCUGAUACGGUGUCAUACACAAACCCGGAGACGGGUUCAGUCUUUUUUGGGCAUCUUGUUGAUGUGCUGAACAAUCAUGCACGUGAGGAACACAUCGAGGAGCUGUUCAAAAUGGUCACGCAACGCUUUGAAGAGUCUGACUUAAAGUACGGACAGAUGCCAAAUAGAGACAGAGUGUCUCUGACAAAGAACUUCUACUUGUUCCCAGGCAACUGAAAUCCGUUUGUUUGGUUAAGAAAAAGCCCUUCUUGAAUAUCGUCUUCAAUAGAAACUCCCAUUGUAAUCCUCUCACGCCGUAUUAUUACAUUGACACAACGGUGGUGGUCUUGGUGCUCUUAUCCAACCCUUUGUAUUUAGACUGUGUGUCCCAUAUCAUGGUAUGUCACAUUCAUAGGGCAUGAACUUGCAAAAUAAACAUUUUACUAUCAAAGUGUUGUCGUUUCCAUUAAAAUAAUA
Messenger RNA from Entelurus aequoreus (snake pipefish), 1461 nucleotides. RefSeq names its product caspase a-like. Gene Ontology annotation, molecular function: caspase binding; cysteine-type endopeptidase activity. The transcript is spliced from 8 exons. Gene Ontology annotation, biological process: regulation of apoptotic process; proteolysis. The record is from RefSeq and is a predicted model, not a curated record. Gene Ontology annotation, cellular component: protein-containing complex. Bases 103 to 1221 code for a protein of 372 amino acids. Lineage: Eukaryota; Metazoa; Chordata; Actinopteri; Syngnathiformes; Syngnathidae.